GGCGGGGCCGCGGGAAGCUGUGCGCCGGGCUCUGGCGGGAAAGGGUCUGGACUAAGUGGUCUGGAAUUGGUCAUAGCGGUCGCUAUGUUUUUCUCCGAGGCUGGGGCCCGGCGGCAGACGUGGGAAGUUAGCCCCUCGGAACACAGGAAGUGGGUGGAAGUAUUUAAAGCAUGCGAUGAAGAUAAUAAAGGCUACCUAAGCAGAGAGGACUUUAAAGUUGCUUUUGUAAUGCUGUUUGGGUACAAGCCCUCCAAGAUAGAAGCAGAUUCCGUGAUGUCUUCAAUAAAUUCCAGCACUUCCGGCGUAUCACUUGAGGAAUUUUUAAAUAUCGUAAGGAAAAAGAAGGAAGUCCAACUAUAUCGGAAUGAGAUAAGACACAUCUUCACAGCUUUUGACGUGCACUAUCGUGGAUUUUUAACUUUGGAAGAUUUCAAAAGAGCAUUCAGGCAGGUGGCUCCCAAAUUACCUGAAAGGACUGUUCUCGAGGUAUUCAGGGAAGUAGAUCAAGACUCAGAUGGUCACAUCAGCUUUAGAGACUUCGAAUAUGCUAUGAAGAAUGGACAAAACGAAGCCCAGUCGUCGAGAUCUACUUUUGGCAAUUCUGGGGAGAGCUAUAAAUUGUAACGUAUUUAAAGGUCAAACAGACCUUGGCCUAGUGACUCUGUGAUCUGCAUACUUGUGAUUAAACUCUUGAUCAUAGUUUUUGGAUGCUGAUAACAUACUUGGUCCCAGAGUCCCAGAGGUGGGGAGUACCAGUCUCUCUCAAUGUGCCUAGCAGCCCUGAGUCAGGUGCCGCUGGGCCCUGCCACUCAGCCAUCCCCCGCCCCCUUGCCACUCCACACUGCAGGUCGCCAUGUUCCACGCACUUGCUCCACACCCAGUUCUCACCACCACCAGGUCCCUGGUUCCUGUCAGCUCCUAAGGUGGCAGUGGGCAGCUUUUCCCCACCAGUGGUGCCCGUUGCCUUCAUUCAUUGCACUUUGGUUGAAUGAGUAAUUGCAUCAAUGCGUCCCCCUUGCCUACUGUGUUCCAAGCACUGAGUGAGGCAGUAGGAAAACAAAGAUGUCAGACGUCUCCAAGUUAAUGUACCCAGAGUCCAAAUCAUCACUGCACUGGUGCUGGCUGCGCAAGGCACACCAGAUGGGGCUUCCACAAGGUGGUCCUGUCCCACAUCAUGCGCAGGGAGAAGAGCACACACCAAGGGUCCUGGGGACUAAAGAUGUGUUCUUAGAUGCUCUUUGGGUGGCCUGAGCCUGGGCUUCCUGAUACAGAGAAGCAAAAUCUGGGUUGCCCAGUUGCCCCAGUUAUAUGCUUCUGGUUCCGGUGGUUCUGCCCUGCACCCAGAGCCUCAGCCACCCUGGGUUCAGUCUCCAUGCCCUCCCAUCCCCCUGGGCUCCAGGGAUGUCAUCCUGGAGCAAAACCUGCAACACUGGACAUACAGCAUUUAUUUAAAAUAAUUCAGAAACAUCGGUAUCAAUACUAAUAUUUUAUUUGUUCCUAGAAUUCACUACAUUAAUAACAUUUGUAAAACAAAUAAUUCAUAUUCUUAAAAAUAAUUCAUAUUUUUAAAGUAUUAAAUAAUUAAAGUUCAGGUAAAAUGUAGAUUCAUAAAACAGAAACAUUAAACAAGUUUCAUUCUCAUACAAUUAUUUGUGGAUAACCUUAAUAGAGUUUUAAAUUGUGAUAAUCCAGAGAAGCCUAAGGAAGCAUGACAGCUGAGGGUAAUUUGGUAUUCUGCAUGGGGUCCUGGAAUGGAACAAGGACAUUAGGUAAAAACAAGUCAAGUAUGGACUUUAGCCACUAUUAAUGUGUUGAUGUCAGUUCAUUAGUAGUGAUAAAUGUAUCAAACUCAUAAAAUGUUAGUAAUGGGAAACUGGGUGAGGGUGUGUGGGAACUCUACCAUUUUCUCAAAUUUUCUAUGAAUCAAAAAUCAUUCCAAAAAUUGAAAGUUUGUUAAAAACAAGACUUAUUCAAAAAUUAAUAAGCCAAACUUUACCUAAAAUGAAGAAAUAUUGAAAAUCAUCAAGCAGUACAAAUGAAAUAUUAUUUCAAAAACAAAAUGGAUCAAUGGAAUCAUUGAGUAGCACAUAUGUUUUUGUACAAAUUGUCCCAGUCAAAGAAAAAGUCUUUCUGACUUUGGGUAGAAUUUUGUUCAGCAAGUAUUUUCAUCACAAAUUGAAUAAUUGAGUCAUUUAUCCUGAUCUCAAAACAUAAAUUACAUAGAUUUUUAGAUUUCUAAAAUAGGAAAAAGUUAAAACAUGCUAGCAAAGUGCCAUCAUUUCAGUAAUUGCCAGAAUUCCACAGCCUUGUGCUAUAGGCACUCUCUGGACCUCAUUUCUUCCAGGACACAUAACAAGGGAAAGGGAGGCAAAAGGCCAGGUUGGGAAAAGCUCUUGGGCAACUCCCUUGACCCUGGACUAGUCAAGACUCUUUUUGUUCUUAAUGAAAGAAAACUUCCCAAACUAGUCUAGACUAUAAGGGAAUUUACUAGAAAACACUGGCCUAGCUUAUGGAACCAACAGGGACAGGACAGGAUGCAGCUGGGUUUCUAGGUGACCAGACCCAACAUCACCCACAUCUCCAGACCCUACCUUGCUCCCAUAGUUCCUGACAGCCUCACACCAUUCUAGAAAGGAAUCAGCCUAUGAUCCAUCCAGUUCCAAGUCCAGAGACCCCAGAAAGAGGCUCUGGUUGGCCCCCUGCAUCAGUCCACUCUGGUUCACACCAGGGCUAUGGACAUAGCCAGUAGUGACUCAGCAGGUAUAUCCGGGGCUGGUCCUAAGAGAGGGGAAGUUGAUAAUAUCUGGGCAGCCAUUCGGUUUUCUUUAUUAGGGAAAGACAAUGUAACUGAGGCCUCUUCUGGAAGGGAGAAUACCCCUUGGAUUUGCUCCUUAGGAGGAUCCAGGCUCUCAGAGCAAAGACAGAAGAAGAGGGAGAAUGAGAAGCUGCUCAUGUCACCUUCCUGUCCUUAUUGCUUGUCCUAGGCCCAAACCACAUCAUCAUCCAGUGAGCUCUUCUCCCAGUAUCUCACUUCCAGGUCCCAGACCCUAUUUGUGUCCUCAGUUCACAUGAUCCUGCCUGUGCCAUGUGACAUUCUUGGUCUGACUUCAGUUGAUGGCCCAAGGGUGGGCAUCUAUUCCAACUGGUCAACUCAGCCCCUGCCCUUGGAGGACACAGAGUGAGAGUAUGUGAGGGCUCCUGAGUGGGGACUGUGGCUCAGGAGCACAUGGUGGUGUUUGUCCCACACGGCCUGGGAAACAAAGGCAGCUGUUUUCACAAUGAGAGCAGAGAAAAAAAAAAAAAAGACACCAAGAGGGGAGCGAGACAGAAAGGAGACAGAGCAGCCUGUGGUGCCUGGUUUCUGGUCAGACUUGUGCACAGGAUCCAGUCAUAACCC
This is a messenger RNA of Sciurus carolinensis (gray squirrel), 3397 nucleotides long. RefSeq names its product EF-hand calcium binding domain 11 (gene Efcab11). The record is from RefSeq and is a predicted model, not a curated record. The transcript is spliced from 6 exons. The coding region runs from base 85 to 624 and encodes 179 amino acids. Gene Ontology annotation, molecular function: calcium ion binding. NCBI's taxonomy places the organism in Eukaryota, Metazoa, Chordata, Mammalia, Rodentia, Sciuridae. Gene Ontology annotation, cellular component: cytoplasm.